This is a messenger RNA of Arachis stenosperma, 1355 nucleotides long. Its product is annotated as histone deacetylase HDT1-like. NCBI's taxonomy places the organism in Eukaryota, Viridiplantae, Streptophyta, Magnoliopsida, Fabales, Fabaceae. Bases 98 to 1048 code for a protein of 316 amino acids. The transcript has 10 exons. The record is from RefSeq and is a predicted model, not a curated record.
UUAAGUUUUAAAAUAAAAUAUAAAUAAUCUAAAAUAUUAGUGAGUGAGUGUCGAGUUUAUUUUCCUUCUGCUGCUGCUUGUGCGCCAGGAGACGAUCAUGGAGUUCUGGGGUGUUGAAGUAAAAAGCGGAGAAACUCUCGAGGUUGAUCCGGGAUAUGGCAAGAUGAUCCAUCUUUCAAUGGCAUGCCUGGGUGAGGUUAAGAAGGAUAAAGGCGAACCAGUGACUGUGUAUGUGAAAUUUGGUGACCAGAGGCUUGUGAUUGGAACACUUACUUCUGAGAACUUUCCUCAGAUUUCUUAUGAUUUAAUAUUUGAGAAGGAAUUUGAGCUAUCACAUAACUGGAAAAAUGGGAGUGUCUUCUUUACUGGAUAUAAAGCUGAACCUCCUUUGGAAUCUGAAAAUGAAGAAGACUCUGAAGAGUUCGAAGAUAUUCCAGUUGCUGCUGCCAAUGGAAAUUCUGAGCUUGAGGUAAAGAAUGCUGUCAAACUUGAUGCCGAUGAAGCUAAACAAAAGGAGAAAAUAGGGGAUCCAAGAAAGAAAGAGAAAGCAAAUGAAAAGGAUGCAAAUGGUGAAGAUGAGGAAGAUUCAUCUGAUGCUGACUCUGAUGAAUCUGAUGAGGAUUCUAGUGAAGAUGAGGCCAUGGCAAAUGGUGAGAAAGGUGGUGAAGGUGAAGAUGACUCUGAUGAUGAUGAUGACAAGGACGAAGAUGAUGACGAUGACGAUGACGAUGAAUCUGACAAGGAGGAGACACUCAAGAAGGCUGAAUUGAGCAAAAAGAGGGUUCAUGAAUCAUCCAAGAAAACACCUGUUCCAGAGAAGAAGGCAAAAUUUGUUACUCCUGAAAAGAUUGACAACAAGGGUGGUGUUCAUGUUGCAACUCCUUACCCAACUAAGCAGGCUAUCAAGGCAGCUGCCAAUAACAGGCAACUGGUGAAGCAGCAGACUCCAAAGUUAGUUGGAGACUAUGGCUGCAAGGAUUGCAACAGGUUGUUUAAGACAGAAGAUGCCUUAAACUCCCAUAACAAGGCCAAGCACAGUGCUAAGUGAAGGAAUGAAAGUACAUUAAUAUAAGUUUUUUCCUGAACAGUAAGCGUGUGAAUGUUUGUGGAUUUUGGAUGGACACAAGUUAGAAAAAGAAAAAUGUACUCUAGCUGAUCUAAGAAAUCUAGUCUAGCCUAGUAGUUUUGUUGCUGAGGGUUAUUCCACUUGGAUUGUGUUUUGGAGAGAAGAACCCUACUUUUUCGUAUUGUUGGUUUGUCGCUAUACUUCAGCCUCAAGUUUCUCGUAAUUGUGUUGGUAACGAGGCUCCAACGUGAUGGUAAGGUCUUCCUUAAAAUGAUUUCUCUUACAUUGA